AUGCCUGAUGGCGGAUACCUGGAGAGUGGAGGUGUGGGCAUGCAUGAGGGGGUGCACCUGAAUCAAGGGACUGAGCAUAUAAGGGCAGCAUCAGAGAGGGCAGAGUGCGUUGGAGAACGGCAGCGCAAGGACUCUCCAUGGCUGAGAGAGGAAGAGACCAGGAGUGAACUCCAGAGAGUCCAAAGAAAUGAUCUGCAAACAGAGUGCAGGACCAUGCUGGAGGUACCAUGGCAGCAAAGGUGGACCAGCUCUGGGAGCUACAGGACAAGACCUAGUGUGAAAGAGAUGGGCCGUGAGGACCACCCCACAGUCCUGAGGCACAGGCUUGCUGGGGAAGAAAGAGGAGGUUCAUCAAUCGGAGCUCGCCCAGUGCGGAUGAGAGAAGCAUCAAGGCGUGGUGGUGUCCUCGGUGGUGUAAAGCAGACCUUUGUGAGUUUCUCUGUAGCCAGGCACAGGAGUCACUUGGAUAAGCAAGAAGCUAGCGCCAAGGUCGGGAAGGCUGUUAAGCAGCCCGAAGAUGGUAGGGAAGGCAGAUCAUGGCUGUACUCUUCAUGCUCACCAAGGAAACUGAUGUGUGGAUCGUUGGCGAAUAACUCUGAGGUGGUUGAUUUUUGGGGUCACACUGGAGGUGCCAUGGCAGCAAAAGAGGUGGACAAGGUCCAGGAGCUCCAGGACAAGACUUGGUUCCGAAUGCCGAACAGACUGGGAGUGGAGACUCGGGGUCGAUCUGAUGGUGUUCACCUGGAGCCUGGAGUGGUGGGCCUGCGUGAAGAGGUGCAU
This is a messenger RNA of Talpa occidentalis (Iberian mole), 780 nucleotides long. RefSeq lists its product as uncharacterized. The record is from RefSeq and is a predicted model, not a curated record. The transcript is spliced from 6 exons. The annotation marks the transcript as partial. NCBI's taxonomy places the organism in Eukaryota, Metazoa, Chordata, Mammalia, Eulipotyphla, Talpidae.